UAUGUGUUUUAUUAACACUGAGUUAGCUAAGGUCUCGGAAAUAAUUGCUACGUUUUGAAAAGAAUUUAGAGUUUGAUGUUUAUAAACUUUACGGAUCUUUUAGAGCUAUUCGGUUUUUUUUUCAAUCCAUUAGGUAUGCACGACGUUAUGUGCGUAACACGAUACUAAGACGAUUUUCCCGAGCUCAUAGCUGGCGACCGGUGACUUUUUCGGAAAUGAAGGCCUUCAUUGCUGUAAUACUUAACAUGGGAAUCGUACGAAAACCUACAAUACCAGAAUAUUGGAAUAGGAGAGACAAGACCCAGGCCACACCGUGGUUCAGACAGAUGUUUUCCAGGAAUCGUUUCCAGCUUAUACUGAAGUUUUUUCACGUAGUGGAUAAUCUGAAAAUACCAGGACGCCAAAGCCAGUUGUACAAGCCGGACCUGAAGUUCAAGCCCCUUUUAGACUUUGCAAACAGAAUGUUCCAGCAUUAUUAUACUCCUUCCAGAAAUCUGAGUAUAGAUGAAACCUUGGUAGCAACGAGAGGGAAAACGUCAAUGUUGCAGUAUAUUCCAACAAAGCGAGCAAAGUUUGGUGUAAAGUUCUGGGUACUUGCAGAUAGCCUUAACGGAUAUGUCCAAAAGAUGACUUGUUACCUCGGAAAGCGGUUCGAACCAGCUAUUGUCGGUCUACAAGGUACCCGAGUCGUGUUGGAUCUACUGUCAAAUUGUAAUUUGCUAAAUAAGGGAUAUCAUGUUGUGGUUGAUGGUUUCUUUUGUAGCAUUGGCCUUGCAAAGAGGUUGUUGCAGGUCGGUACUUAUGUCACGGGCACAUUACGUGCCAAUCGACCAAUGCCCAUAACUAUAAAAAAUGCCCGUCUAGAUUCAGGUGAAACCAUUUAUAUGCGUCAGGGUGAGAUUCUCAUAACAGCAUACAGACCAGCAAACCGGGCACGAGCUAAACCUGUGAGGUUGUUAUCAACAGCUAUUGCUGCACGUGAUAUACACGACCGUUGCCCUGCCAUUGUUCAUACGUAUAACCAUUAUAUGGGCGGUGUGGACGGUGCAGAUAUGUUGCUUAGUUUUUAUAAUGGACAGAGAAAGACAAUAAAGGUAUGGAAAAAAAUGGCAUUUAACAUUAUACAGAGAAUGGCCCUUAAUUCUUAUGUGCUUUACUCACAAAACACACAAGAGAAUCCCAUGUCUCGUUUGAGAUACAUGCAAGCAGUAGUCAGUGGUCUUUCAGAAGAACAUCUUAGAGAGAGAAACCAACCUCCAGUGGUAGUGCGGCGGGAAAGACACCGUCACCAAGAACUGAGACUAGUUGCAGGUGGACGCGAAAAAGACUGCGCGGUCUGCUCAAACCGUAGGAUGGCAAGACGAAGAUCAAGGAAGGAAUGUUCAGUUUGUCUGCGCGGUUGCCACAGAGUCUGCUGGCAAAACCAUGUGUUGUCAUGUAAAAGACACGAGGAGUGAAAAAAAUCGUUUGAUAUAAGACUUACUU
Mercenaria mercenaria is the source of this 1485-nucleotide messenger RNA. Its product is annotated as piggyBac transposable element-derived protein 4-like. The record is from RefSeq and is a predicted model, not a curated record. The coding region runs from base 216 to 1457 and encodes 413 amino acids. Lineage: Eukaryota; Metazoa; Mollusca; Bivalvia; Venerida; Veneridae. The transcript is spliced from 3 exons.